Dendronephthya gigantea is the source of this 2042-nucleotide messenger RNA. Its product is annotated as methyltransferase-like protein 2. The transcript has 17 exons. Bases 2 to 1051 code for a protein of 349 amino acids. Lineage: Eukaryota; Metazoa; Cnidaria; Anthozoa; Malacalcyonacea; Nephtheidae. Gene Ontology annotation, molecular function: tRNA (cytidine-N3)-methyltransferase activity. The record is from RefSeq and is a predicted model, not a curated record.
UAUGGCUGCCAAUGUGGAAAUUCCAGAUUUAGCCGCUAGUGAAGAGCGAAGAACGCAAUUUGGCAAUAGAUUUUUGGUUGACAGCUCAAAAGUGUUUGAACAUAAUGCUUGGGAUAACAUUGAGUGGGAUAAAGAGCAGGAAGAAGCAGCAAUAAAAAUUGUUGAACAAAAUACAUCAAUUAAACUUCCAACAGACAUACAAGAAAAAUAUAAUUGUGAGCCUAAUCAGUACUGGAAUUCUUUCUAUAUGCAGCAUAACAAUAGAUUUUUCAAAGAUAGACAUUGGUUAUUUACAGAAUUUCCGGAACUUUUAGUUCCAUCUGCAACCAACUCCUGUGACCAUCCUAAUGACAGGAAUAAUAUUAAUAAAGAUCAACUCAAUGUUCAUAAAACUCCUACAGAAAUUGUGGAAUACCCUGGAUACAAAGCUACCAAAAGGAUCUUAGAGGUGGGAUGUGGUGUUGGAAACACAGUUUUCCCCAUUCUUGAAACUAACAACGACCCUGAACUUUUUGUGUACUGUUGUGAUUUCUCAGAUGUGGCAAUUAAUCUUGUAAAGGAACACGUAGAUUAUCAACAUGGUCGUUGUCAUGGUUUUGUCUGUGAUGUUACUGAAGACCAGGAUUUUCCUUUCCCGUUUGAAAGUUUAGAUGUAAUUCUCUUAAUAUUCGUACUAUCAGCUAUUCAUCCUGACAAAUUUCAAGAAACAAUUCAAAGACUUAUAAAGUAUUUGAAGCCAGGUGGCAGGAUUCUUUUCCGUGAUUAUGGACGCUAUGAUAUGGCCCAACUAAGGUUUAAAAAAGGGAAAUGUUUAGCAGAAAAUUUCUAUGUUCGUGGCGAUGGCACCAGAUGUUAUUUCUUCACCGAAGAAGAGGUAAAGACACUGUUUACUCAAGAAGGUUUGGUGGAGGAACAAAGUUAUGUCGACAGACGUUUACAAGUAAACCGUGGACGACAACUUAAGAUGUAUAGAAUAUGGUUACAAGGAAAAUUUAGAAAACCAAAGAAAAGCACAGAAGAGUUUGAGAAUUCUGCAACCAAAGAAUUUUAACCUCUGUAGCAUGCAAGUGCUAUCUUAGCCUAGCGCUAUCUAUGAGAGGCACAAAAAUGUGGACUAUCCUCUGUGUCACCAAAUGUAAUAAUACCACCUUCAAUAUCUUGCACAAUCCCAUAACCUGUUACACGGUGAAAAGAAUGCAAUUCUACUUAGUUCUCAAUCAUUUUGAGCAAAUGAAAAUACUUUGUUGUUGUUCAGCGGUCGGAUAUCGCGGGCUUGGCCGAAUGUGAAUCGUAUUUCGACGAUUGCCGACAACAUGCCGCAAAAAUGGGAUAAACGAAGCGGGGGUGACAUGGCGAAAAAAGAAUAAUCCAGGUUUUUAAAACUGGGUAGCCUGGCAAAGAAAAGAGGCUUAUAGCAAGCAAAAUUAAUAAAUCGCUUGUCAAAGCUAUAUAUUCAAAACUGAAAAAGUCAAGUGCAUUGAAGUUCCAAAAAUCAUCACGUCCUCCACCUUGCCCCAUAAACACUGGGUAGCCUGGCAAAGAAAAGAGGCUUAUAGCAAGCAAAAUUAAUAAAUCGCUUGUCAAGGCUAUAUUCAAGACUGAAAAAGUCAAGUGCAUUGAAGUUCCAAAAAUCAUCACUUCCUCUACCUAGCCCCAUAAACACUGGGUAGCCUGGCAAAGAAAAGAGGCUUAUAGCAAGCAAAAUUAAUAAAUCGCUUGUCAAGGCUAUAUUCAAGACUGAAAAAGUAAAGUGCAUUGAAGUUCAAAAAAUCAUCACUACCUCUACCUAGCCUCAUUAAAGAUUACUGUUCAAAUGUGACAAGGCCAAAAACUAAAGCAGAUCCUCAUGAUGAGCAACUGUGGAUCAAUCAACACAAAUCACCCUUGGCAAACGGAAAGAUAAGUGCAUUUAAGCAUAUUUCAUGAUAUGGUUUUCUUAUGGUCAACUUAAGGUCCUCUGUUUCUGCUUGUUGAUAUCACUUUUCGAUUUGCUAACCGCGGUAGCGUUCAUUUUUUCGGCAGCGUCCAUUUUUUCGGUAGCG